AGGUAUCGGGAAAGGUUACUGGACAACCGCAAUCGGGUAGUGGAGGAGCUCAUGAAAGAAGAUCCCACCUUCAAGCCACCGGCAGACUACAGGCCAAAGAAAUACUGGAAGAAGGUGUACAUCCCUCAGGACGCAUUCCCCACUUACAACUUUAUCGGUCUCAUCAUCGGUCCACGCGGUAACACGCAGAAGCGGAUGCAGAAGGAGACUAACACCAAAAUCGCCAUCAGGGGUCGCGGUUCUGUGAAGGAAGGCGCUUCCCGCGACCCUAAGUACGACUACGGUGAGGACGAGGAGCUACACGUACUUAUCACGGGGGAGCGGCAGGACGACGUAAGCGCAGGAGCUAGGUGCCAUUGCAAACACACAUGUGGUUGCUGA
Volvox carteri f. nagariensis is the source of this 381-nucleotide messenger RNA. RefSeq lists its product as uncharacterized. Gene Ontology annotation, cellular component: nucleus. The transcript is spliced from 3 exons. Gene Ontology annotation, biological process: regulation of mRNA splicing, via spliceosome. The annotation marks the transcript as partial. NCBI's taxonomy places the organism in Eukaryota, Viridiplantae, Chlorophyta, Chlorophyceae, Chlamydomonadales, Volvocaceae. Gene Ontology annotation, molecular function: mRNA binding. The record is from RefSeq and is a predicted model, not a curated record.